AUGGACAAUUACAACCAGGAUAAUCUCAACAUAGUACUGGAGGAUGAGACCCUCAGGUCGGAAAGUACUCGACCAGCUACUGGGGAAGAGCAAAGAACAAGUACGAGUAGCACUAGAAUUAUUUAUGAUGUGGCUGGAACAAAGCCGAAAGGACGUCCAGCCACUGACGCAUCUAGUGUCAAAAGGGAAGUUCGAUGCUGUAAAAAUCCGCAUACAAUUGGAACUUGGAACGUCAGAACGAAGAACCAAGGUAAACUUAACGUUGUCAAAGGAGAGAUGUCAAGAAUAAACAUCGACAUUCUCGGAAUUAGUGAAUUGAAAUGGACAGGAAUGGGUCAUUUCAUAUCAGAUGACUACCGCAUAUUCUAUUGUGGACAGGAAAAUCACAGAAAAAACGGUGUAGCCAUAAUCAUUAAUAAAAGGUUGUCUAACUCCGUGAUUGGAUACAACUCCAAAAAUGACAGGAUAAUAUCAAUUCGAUUAUUAGGCAAACCGAUUAAUGUCAUAGUGAUUCAAGUCUAUGGACCUACUACAGGUGCAAAUGAUGAAGAAAUAGAAGACUUUUAUGUCAGUUUGCAGAAACUCGUUGAUGCAACACCAAAAAUGAUACCAUUGUCAUCAUGGGCGAUUGGAACACCAAAGUAG
This is a messenger RNA of Rotaria socialis, 645 nucleotides long. NCBI's taxonomy places the organism in Eukaryota, Metazoa, Rotifera, Eurotatoria, Philodinida, Philodinidae. The record is from the annotation of a GenBank genome assembly.